AGCGUCCAGUGCGGAUAUUUUGUGAGUAAUUUGGCGAUCACUGAUGCUCGCAUAUAGUUAGUGAGAUGAGUGUGUGUGUAUGCUGGUGUGUGUGUGUGAACCAUGGGUGUGCUCUCUCUAUGACUACCAUCUGCACUCGGUGCAUACACACAUCAUGCAAAACUCUUAGCUGUUCGCUCUCGUUCCAUCUACCCACAUACUAUAUGCGUUAUAAUCAAUGGAUUCGCAUGGAUAUUAGCGCUACUUCACUAUCUCCCGUAGACAAACGCCCUUAUUCUGUAGGAGAGCUAAUCGCUACAUCCCACCGUCUCAUCACCGGAUUCACGGAUUAAUUUCGCAACUUGCAGGAAAUGAUGAGGAUUAUUUUGAUAUGGGAGGAAAGUGUUAGCUGUAGAUGCACUGCUUCACGGCGUAGUUAGCUGUAUCAUUUUUCUUGGUUUGGUUUUGUGGAGGACCGUGUAGCGAAACAUGGGGAAUGAGAUGAGCGAGGAAGGAGAGGGGAUGCCGCAACAUCCAACGCCGAUACCAUACCAGACUGGCAGACAGCUACAUGAUGGUGUGGAUAGUAUGAUGGGUAGGAGUUUAGAAGGUGCCAGAGGGGUUGGUAGAGGAGGUAGUAUUAGUCCUGGGACAGGUGGUGGCACUGGUGUUGGAAGAGGUGGUGCGGUUGGUGGUAGUGGUGGUGGCCGGAGUGGUAUGCGUGGGGGAGCUGGUAUCAGUGGUGGCCGAGGAAAUGGUAGAGGUGGCACAGGUGGUAGUAUGGAGACUCGGGGAGGACACGGAAGAGGUACAGGAAGAGGUGGAGGAAGGGGUGAAGCUGGACCAAUGGGUGGGCAAUCUGGGCGUCGGACCGGUCCAAUUGUCAGUGGAUCUGCAAGUGUUUCACCACCUCAUACCAGCGCAGCAAGUCCGGCGUUUAUAAUUCCAGGAAGGGGUAGAGGAAGGGGAGAUAAAGUAUCCACUCAGGGUCCUGACCGCGGAGGGGUUAACACAGGACCCAAACCAUCUAGUACUGCUCCUAGGACUAGUGACAGAUCCAGGGUUCAGAAUAAAGCAGCCCCUCCAAUGAACGACCAACCUCCUGAAGCAGAUCUAAGCCAUUUGACAGAGGAAGAACGAGCUCAUAUUCUGGCUGUUCUAAACAGGGCUAAGGGUCUACAGGAGAGAGAUGAAGAGAGAGUCAGGAAUCUUGAAGACGACUUUACCAAGUACACCAAAGACAUCAAGCGUCGAGCAUCGGACGCAUCCAGUGUCGGGGAAGGUCUACCCAAUAAUCUAUGUCCAGUCUGUAACAGGACUGAACUUGAUGAAUGUGCUAUACCCGGAUCUGCUCAGGAAGGGUUGGAGUGUACAGACUGCGAGAGACCAGUAUGUCUGCAGUGUGGUUUUUAUAUGCCAGCCUUAGCAUCACAGAGUCGUGAGAGACGAAAGAAACUGGAACGUGGUGCCUCUUUCUCAUCGAGUGACGGUGAAAGGGUUCGUCCGCCAUUGCAUCGCGGUCUUAGUGAGCAGUUAUCAGCUCCAAUAACUUCAUUACAGAACCAACCUCUUACUGAGGUCUCGUCUUCCAAUAGUAGCUUGGACCGAAGUCAACAACAGUCACCAGAUUCUAGCUCACGUAAGAAAUAUCCAUAUAGGGAUCUAUCAUUCCCAAUCAUCACAAAGCCAAAGAAACGGAACCCGGUCCUCACCUUCAUCAGCCGAAUCGUCACAUUCCUCCCCUAG
Molecule: messenger RNA, 1725 nt
Organism: Strongylocentrotus purpuratus (purple sea urchin)
Lineage: Eukaryota; Metazoa; Echinodermata; Echinoidea; Camarodonta; Strongylocentrotidae
Product: translation initiation factor IF-2-like
Exons: 4
Coding region: 469-1725 (418 amino acids)
Biological process (GO): intracellular protein transport
Molecular function (GO): small GTPase binding
Source: RefSeq, a predicted model, not a curated record